Messenger RNA from Engraulis encrasicolus (European anchovy), 2660 nucleotides. It is a transcript of the gene reep1, whose product is annotated as receptor accessory protein 1. The record is from RefSeq and is a predicted model, not a curated record. NCBI's taxonomy places the organism in Eukaryota, Metazoa, Chordata, Actinopteri, Clupeiformes, Engraulidae. Gene Ontology annotation, molecular function: microtubule binding. Gene Ontology annotation, cellular component: cytoplasmic microtubule; endoplasmic reticulum membrane. The transcript is spliced from 8 exons. Bases 75 to 950 code for a protein of 291 amino acids.
CCAUCUCCAGCGCAACUCCUCCCCUCCCAGCUGACAGCACGAGCUGGCUCUCUCACCUCCGUCCACAGCGCGAGAUGGUCUCGUGGAUAAUCUCCAGAGUUGUUGUGCUCAUCUUUGGGCUGCUGUAUCCGGCGUACUCCUCAUAUAAAGCCGUCAAGUCAAAGGACGUCAGAGAAUACGUGAAAUGGAUGAUGUACUGGAUCAUAUUCGCUCUCUUCACGACAGCCGAAGCCAUCACGGACAUGUUCAUAUACUGGAUACCGUUCUACUAUGAGUUGAAGAUUGCCUUCGUGGUGUGGCUGCUCUCCCCCUACACUAAAGGCUCCAGCGUACUCUACCGCAAGUUUGUACACCCCACACUGUCCUCUAAAGAGAAGGACAUCGAUGAGUACCUGAACCAGGCGAAGGAUAAGAGCUAUGACACCCUGGUGCAUUAUGGGAGGAGAGGGCUGAACGUGGCGGCCAACGCAGCUGUCAUGGCAGCAUCCAAGGGUCAGGACGUCCUGUCUGAUCGCCUGCGUAGUUUCAGCAUGCAGGACAUCGCGUCUAUGCAGGCGGAAGGGGCGGAGCCAGCAGCCGCCACUCAAAAGAGGACCACCCAAUCAGGCAACAGGAACAUGAUGCGCAGCAAAUCAGAGUCUGCCAGCAGCAAAGGUGAGGAGGACGAUGGCGGCCCUUUUGAGUUUUUGAGUUUUGACCCGCCUGAGUCACCGUCCCCUGAAGAGGCAGCCCCAAGCCCCUCCCCCUCCCCAACACCCCUUCCCGCAACUCCGCCACAGGAAGUGACAUCAGAGCCAAGCCCCUCCCCCUCUCCCAGCCCCUCCCCUGACCUCGCCCAGCUGCGCCAGGUGAAGAGGCGUGCCCCCGAGCCUCCCGUUAGAGCUUCGCUGCGUCCGGUGACUCGCUCCGUCUCCAAGAGCGCCCCCUCUGGUGGUGGCGAGGUCAUGUGACGCACGGCAGCCUAUCAGCAUCCAGGAAACGCCCACUAGGACAUGCCCACCCAGCGCUGCCUUGAUGACCAGAGUGACGUGACGCCAUGACGACAGCCGUGACCUCUGACCCCUGACCCAGCCAGCUGCGACCACUAGGGUGAAAGGUCAAGGGUCAAGGAGACUCAACUGCCCUCACUCACAAGGACGACUACUAAUGACACAGACACACACACACACACAAAACAGUGCAGUUACCGUGUGUGUGUGUGUGUGUGUGUGUGUGUGUGUGUGUGUGUGUGUGUGUGUGUGUGUGUGUGUGUGUGUGUGUGUGUGAGAGAGAGAGAGAGAGAGACUGUAGACUGGACUUGUGCACUAAUACACACACUGAACUCUGCGGAUAGUGUGUGUGUGUGUGUGUGUGUGUGUGUGUGUGUGUGUGUGUGUGUGUGUGUGUGUGUGUGUGUGUGUGUGUGUGUGUGUGUGGUCUUUGAGUGACUGUGUGUGCGCUUGCCUGUAGAAAUGCGAGUGUUUGCGUGUGUUUAACUGCCAAUGGCUUUUUUGAAUGUUAAUCAUGUUCUACUUUUAUGAAUGAAAAUGUGCAAUUAUCAGAUAUAAUUUCAAUCAUGUGAAAAUCAAGGAUUAGAUUGUGUGUCUGUAUAUAUAAUGUAUGAUGUGUGAUAUGAUAAAUGAGUGUGUGUGAGUGUGUGUGUGUAUGUGCGUGUUCAGGGUAAUCUAUUAUGAUUUGUGUAUAUUACCAGACAGAAACACACACACACACACACACAUAUGUACACCACUACACUUAUUACGUGCAGACAAAUCAAAUUAAUCCUCAAAACGAAAGUCUUUUCCUCAAACUUUAAAUGAAUUGAAGAUGUUUGUUUUUUAUGAUGUACAAUAGUCUUGUUGUUACUUUUAUAUUGUUUUCUUUAUUGAUAUUGCGGAAUUCAGAACAAAUGUAUUUCUCACACAUGAUGUACGUAUGUGUAUGUGUGUGUGUCUUCACUGUGACUUGUAGUGUGUGUGUGUGUGUGUGUGUGUGUGUGUGUGUGUGUGUGUGUGUGUGUGUGCGCGUGCGUGCCCAGCCCAGGGGUGUUCUUGAGAACUACUGAUACAGCAAGUCAGAUUGCACACACACACACACACACACACACACACACACACACACACACACACACACACACACACACACACACACACACACACACACACACACACACACACACACACACACACACACACACCACCUCACUGUGAAGCAGCCUAGAACUAGUUAUGCUUAUACACACACACACACACACACACACACACACACACACACACACACACACACACACACACAAUCACUGACUGCUGCUUCUCAGGUCCAGCUGUUUACAUGUGUGUAUGCGUAUGCGUGUGUGUAUGUACUGUGUGUGUGUGUGUGUGUGUGUGUGUGUGUGUGUGUGUGUGUGUGUGUGUGUGUGUGUGUGUGUGCGUGCGUGCGUGCGUGCUUCCAUGGUCCACAGCCAGGAGCUCUAGUGGCCACCCAAUUAGCACGGGUCAUCAAGACCGCAGCAGCCAAUGACGACAGGCCCUGCUUCACCUGUCGGCUGGUUGCCAUGGUCGCGCCAGUGUUGAUGCUUCAUCGCCAUUUUAAAUGUCAGAAGAUGCUAAUGUGGCUAGCGCUAAUGUUGCUUUCUGUCCAGAAUAAUGUCCAGUGCUCACUGCAUGCCAUUAAAACACUCA